Messenger RNA from Ipomoea triloba (trilobed morning glory), 612 nucleotides. RefSeq lists its product as uncharacterized. Lineage: Eukaryota; Viridiplantae; Streptophyta; Magnoliopsida; Solanales; Convolvulaceae. Bases 1 to 612 code for a protein of 203 amino acids. The record is from RefSeq and is a predicted model, not a curated record. The transcript has 3 exons.
AUGGGGUUUAGUGAGCGAUGGGUCAAUUUAAUGAAGGAAUGUGUGUCAACUGUUCAGUACAAAGUCUUGGUAGAACAGAAGGAAUGGGGGCUUAUUAGUCCAGGUAGGGGUUUGAGACAAGGUGAUCCUCUUUCCCCUUGUUUAUUCAUUAUUGUUGCGGAGAGUCUUAGUGCCAUGUUGCGUGUUCAGGAGAGGGUGGGGGCUCUGCACGGGGUUAGAGUUGCUAGGGGUGCUCCGGCGGUGUCUCACUUGUUUUUUGCCGAUGAUUGUCUUUUUUUCUUUCAGGCAAACAAUUUAGAGGCAGGGGUUAUUGAGGCGGUUUUGAGGGAGUAUGGGGAGGCGAGGGAGGGGGAGGUAUUUGGGCUUACCUGGCUAUGUUGGAAGGAGGAAGAGCGAGAUCCUGGGGUUUAUCGGGACAGGGUGUUCUUGUUACCAAAGGGCUUGUGUGAUGAGAUUGAGAAAAUUAUGAACUCUUACUGGUGGGGAUGUGAGAGCCGUGGAUGUAGGGGGAUUAGGUGGAGUGAUUGGAGUGAUCUUUGUAGACCAAAGACUCAUGGGGGAAUGGGAUUCCGUCAUGUUCGAGACAUGAACUUAGCAAUGCUUGGGAAGUAG